Pararge aegeria (speckled wood butterfly) is the source of this 1312-nucleotide messenger RNA. It is a transcript of the gene Rtca, whose product is annotated as RNA 3'-terminal phosphate cyclase. Gene Ontology annotation, molecular function: RNA-3'-phosphate cyclase activity. The record is from RefSeq and is a predicted model, not a curated record. Gene Ontology annotation, cellular component: nucleus. The transcript is spliced from 9 exons. Bases 115 to 1191 code for a protein of 358 amino acids. Lineage: Eukaryota; Metazoa; Arthropoda; Insecta; Lepidoptera; Nymphalidae. Gene Ontology annotation, biological process: RNA processing.
GGCAACCGGUGAAUUUAGAAAUUCUGGUCAAUUUUAUUAAAUACUAUAUAGUUAAACUACUCACUGGUUACCUUAGUAUUACAUAAGACGAAACUUUACUAAAAUAAAUUAAAUAUGUCGGAUAUAUUGGAAAUCAAUGGGAAUGUGUUAGAAGGGGGUGGUCAAAUUCUCCGGAUAUCGAUCUCGCUUAGUGCUAUCCUAGGCGUUCCUGUGCGGGUGACGAACAUCCGCGCUGGCCGCAGCAAGCCGGGCUUAGCUCCACAGCAUUUAAAGGGAAUUGAACUUGUAGCGGACAUGUGCCAAGCGAAGUUAAAAGGUGCCAGUAUAGGCUCCACAGAAAUCGAGUUUAUUCCGGGCAGAAUCAGAGGAGGACACUAUGUAGCUGAUACUAAGACAGCGGGCUCAAUAAGUCUGUUACUGCAAGUGGCACUACCAUGCGCGCUGUUCGCGGACGCCCCUGUGACCCUGGAUCUGAAGGGCGGCACCAACGCUGAUAUGGCACCUCAGAUCGACUACAUGGACCGAGUGUUCAGGGUCACCCUCGAAAAGUUUGGUGCGGACUUCAGCAUGGAAAUAUUAAGGAGGGGUUACUUUCCAAAAGGCGGGGGGCAAGUGCGUGUGGAAGUGAAACCAGUACAAUGUUUAAAAAGGAUUGACCUCACUGACAGAGGCGACGUUAAGGAAAUAACCGGCACGAGCUUUGUCGCUGGGAGCUUGCCUAUUAAGCUCUCACACUUGAUGGCGGAAGGGGCGAAACGAGAACUGAGUUCUGAGAAGAAUAUUAAAAUACACAGCUACAAGGAAUACUGGCAGAUGGCUCCCGACAACUGCAAUGGUAUCAUAUUGUCAUGCAAUUUGUCGUCGGGAUGCGUCCUCGGUAGUGACGCGUUGGGCAAACGCGGUAUUGAAGCGUCGGACGUUGGACGCAAGGCGGGGGAGAAUUUGAGGCGAACGUUGGACAGCGGCGCGUGCGUUGAUCCCCAUACGCAGGACCAGGUAAUACUGUACAUGGUACUGGCGGAGGGCAGGUCGGUAGUCCGCACGGGUGACGUCACUCUGCACACAGAAACUGCUAUAUACAUCGCUGAAAUCAUUGCCAAGGUAAAGUUUAGUAUCAAGGCUGAUGCGGAACAAAACUUAAUUGAGUGUACCGGUUUAGGAUUCAUGAAUAAAAGUAUACCUCGGGAAUAACACUUUUGCCAAGACUAAUACUAAGUUAUAAACUAUAAUAUAAUUGUAUAUUAUAAUAUAAUUUAUUUGUUUAAUGUCUUUUCAGUAACCAUGAGACUGUUAAAAUAUAACCUAUUAACUU